Messenger RNA from Lachancea mirantina, 951 nucleotides. NCBI's taxonomy places the organism in Eukaryota, Fungi, Ascomycota, Saccharomycetes, Saccharomycetales, Saccharomycetaceae. The record is from the annotation of a GenBank genome assembly.
AUGUCUCACAACAAUAGUCCUAUGCAGAUGCUGCAGCAGAUUCCGCCGGUAACGCGGGCGUUAUUAUUUGGGAUUUUUGCUCUUUUGGUCGUGACCAAGAUUGGGAUCGUUCCAGCUUACUUGGUUCAGUUUUCGUGGUACCAUGUGUUUAUGAAGUUGCAAGUGUGGCGAAUGUUUACGAGCUGUCUGUUGUUGCCCGAUCAGCCAAUGCCUGCUUUGCUGGAAGUUUACAACAUUUAUGCUCAUUCGUCGGAACUGGAAUUGAUGCAUUUCGGACGUAGCCACACCUACGAUUACAUUUUCUAUUUGACGUUUGGCGUGCUUUCGAUUGUCAUGAGUGUUGUUUUACUGCGUAUCAACAAUCCCUUCGAUCUGUCCAAUGCGUUCGACGGGUUUUUGACGUACACGUGGAGCAUAGACAAUCGAAACGUCAAGGUUAUGUUCUACGGUCUGUUCCCGAUUUGGGCCAAAUAUUUCCCACUCAUACAACUUUUCAUCACGUUCCUAUUUGACGACCCGAUUCAGGGCCGUUCCAAGUUUUUUAUCACGCUUAUCGGCUAUAGCACCGGUUAUCUGUAUUCGUGUCUGGACACGCGGACUUUGGGCCCUCUGUACGGGUAUCUUACGCGGCAGCCAAAUGGAUACGGAUACCUGAAUUUUGGUCAAUUCAGAGCUCCCUGGUGGUUUGCAGGCGCUUGCGACCUUUUCUUCGGCAACGGGCUUCGGUCUGACCGUUACAAAGUGAACGUUCCCAUCCGGAACGCCUCGACAUACCAGGGCAAAGGCCAACGGCUUGGCAUGAAAAAACGAGCAGUGGGAAUCCAUGAUCAAACGACUGAAAUACAGAAUGAACAACGGCAUGACACAGGCUCGUCUGCUACUUGGGCAAGUGGCAAUUCUGCGUCGGGAUACUUCCCGGGCAAGGGCCAUCGAGUAGGCACCAGGGACUAA